CUUUCCUGCCCAAUGUCCCACCGAGUAGGCUGAGCCACGUGUGUGUAUUAGCUUUUUCGUUAUUUGUCUCUAGACGUCCAGUUUCUUGUGUUUCAUUGAAACACAGAACAGCACCAUGGUGAAGUUAGCAAAGACAGCAAACAAGCAAGCAAUUCAGAAGAAAAAGGCCCCUCCACCCCCAAAAGAAGUGGAGGAGGAAUCUAGUGAAGAGGACAGCAGUGAUGAGGAAGAAGAGACUCCUCCACCUAAGGUAGCGAAGAAAGCAACACCAGCCAAAGCUGCCCCAGUUGUUAAAAAUGGCGCUGCUGCCAAAAAAGCAGAAAGUGAGGAUGAUGAUGACGACGAUGAUGAUGAUUCAGAGGAGUCUGAAGAGGAGGCCCCCCCACCAAAAAAGACCCCUGCAAAAGCAGCACCAGCCAAAGCCAAGGCAGCCCCUGCAAAAGCAGAGGAGUCAGAUGAUGAGGAGGAGGAUGAUGAUGAUGAUGACGAUGAUGAGUCCGAAGAAGAGGCCCCACCACCCAAGAAAGCUGCCAAGCCUGCUGCUAAAACAGCUGCCAAGCCCGCGGUGAAAGCCCAACCUGCAAAGGAGUCCUCUGAUGAUGAUGAUUCAGAAGAAGAGGCCCCACCUCCAAAGAAGGCAACUCCAGCUAAAGCUGCAAAGGCCAAGGCUGCUAAAGAGGAGUCUGAUGAUGAUGACGACGACGAUGAUGAUGACGAUGAAGAUGACUCUGAAGAGGAGAUGGACACCACUCCUGCUCCAACAGCUGCAAAGGCAAAGAAAGCAGGCAUGGUUAAGGCCAAAGAAGAGUCUGAGGAAGAGGAUGAUGAUGAAGAUGACGACGACGAUGAUGAAGAUGACGAAGAUGAAGAAGACGUUGCACCAGUGACUGCUACAAAGAGGAAGGCAGAGAGCAAGGACGCAACUCCUGCCAAGAAGGCAAAGUCAGAAGGCGAAGGGUUCUGUUUAUUUGUUGGCAACUUGAACUCUAAUAAGGACUUUGAAGAAAUCAAAACAUCCCUGAGGAAAUUCUUCUCCAAGAACAGCCUUGAAGUCGCCGAUGUCCGGUUAGGUGGAUCCAAGAGAUUCGGCUAUGUUGACUUUGCAUCUGAGGAGGACAUGCAGAAGGCACUGGAACUCAAUGGCAAGAAGGUCAUGGGUCAGGAGCUGAAGCUGGACAGGGCCCGAAGCAAAGACAGCUCGCAGGAGGGCAAGAAAGAGAGGGAUGCACGGACUCUGUUUGUGAAGAACCUUCCCUUCUCCGCGACGGCUGAUGACCUGAAGGAACUCUUUGAAGACGCAGUUGACGUCAGGUUACCUCAAGGCCAGAAUGGUUCAAACAGAGGCAUUGCCUACAUUGAGUUCAAAACUGAGGCGGAAGCGGAGAAGAUGCUGGAGGAGGCGCAGGGUGCUGAUGUACAGGGAAGGUCCAUCAUGGUUGACUAUGUUGGAGAAAAGAGCCAGAAAGGGGCCAAGGUGGCAGCUUCAGGAGCAGCCAGUAAAACACUUGUAGUGAAUAAUCUGGCCUUCAGUGCCACAGAGGAAGUCCUACAAUCCACAUUUGAGAAGGCUGUCUCCAUAAGGAUUCCACAGAGAGAUGGCAGACCUAAAGGUUUUGCUUUUGUAGAAUUUGAGAGCACAGACGAUGCAAAGGAUGCCUUGGAAAACCUCAACAACACAGACAUUGAAGGUCGGUCGAUCCGACUGGAGUACAGCCAGAGCAGCGGCAGGGGAGAAGGGGGCAGAGGAAACUCAGGUCCAACAAAAACCCUCUUCGUCAAGGGUCUCUCUGAGGACACGACAGAUCAGACCCUUAAGGAUGCGUUUGAGGGCGCCGCAGCAGCCAGGAUAGUCACAGACAGAGACACGGGGUCAUCAAAAGGAUUUGGCUUUGUGGACUUCGACAAUGAGGAGGACUGCAAGGCAGCCAAGGAGGCCAUGGAUGAUGGUGAGAUCGACGGCCACAAGGUGACCCUGGACUACGCCAAGCCCAAGGGUGAAGGCGGCUUCCGUGGAGGUCGCGGCGGCGGCGGAUUUGGUGGUGGUGGAUUUGGCGGCCGCGGUGGAGGAAGAGGAGGUCGUGGUGGUUUCGGAGGCUUCGGCGGUCGCGGUGGUGGCAGAGGAGGAGGACGGGGAGGCCCUCGCGGAGGUGGACGAGGACGUGGUGGCUUUGGAGGUGGAAGAGGUGGUGGUGGAUUUGGAGUCAAACCCCAGGGGAAGAAAAUUAAGUUUGAUGACUAAAUCCUUAGUCUGUUUUACUUUUUGAAUGGACUCUGGUUUCAUCACUUUUCAGAGCUUUUGGACAUUCCAGAAAGCGUCACUGAUAUAUAUUUAACUGUUAAUGGGCAUUUUAGCCCUUUAUUUAGACCCUCAGACCUUUCCCACCCUUCUGUGCCAGACCGGUACUUUUGACCUUCUCAGCUCAAGUGCUACGUGUUAGUACUGAAUGUCCCUAAUGCAAACCUGCACCUCUUGCCCUCAUUAGCGUUCUUGCUUUUCCGAAGGAGUAAAAUGGAAUGGGUCUGGCAAACAAGUUUGCUGUGAAAAAUACGCUCGUCUUUGUCAGAUACAUGUGUAAAUUUAAACAGUUUGUAUGAUUUCAUUUUACCUUUUGUAAAAAAAAAAAAUACACCUGUAUCCAUAUGUUUCGUUUUUAUUUUGUUUAGUUUACUUUAGCUGCCAAGUUUUACUGUAAUGUGCAAAGCAUAUUUUGAUAGAAGAUUUGAGUCAGUGCUCGAGAGUUGGGUGUUGAGAAAUAUGGCACAGAUGAUCUGUCAUGUUUUGUUUGGUGGGGCACAGUCAGUGUCUGAGUCACAGAGGAUGAAAUGCCUCUAAUGUAUGUAACAUAAAAUAUUUGUAGUGCAUUGACUAAUUUUUUUUCCCAUCUGAAAAUCUCAAGAUUUUCACGUGAUUAAAUAAAAUCCUGUAGGUGGUGAUUUUUAAA
This is a messenger RNA of Chelmon rostratus (copperband butterflyfish), 2942 nucleotides long. It is a transcript of the gene nucleolin, whose product is annotated as nucleolin. The coding region runs from base 116 to 2239 and encodes 707 amino acids. The record is from RefSeq and is a predicted model, not a curated record. Gene Ontology annotation, molecular function: RNA binding. The transcript is spliced from 16 exons. Lineage: Eukaryota; Metazoa; Chordata; Actinopteri; Chaetodontiformes; Chaetodontidae.